GCACGGGACUCGGUUGCUCAGUCUGACAGCCACAUCUCAUCGAUCAAGAACUGAUCAAUACACGGGUAACCUAACUAUUGGAAACUAAUCGGACACUUUUUCAGCAUGGAUCAAUCUGCGGAUAGAAAUGUAGAUAAACAAAACUCACCCAAGGCUGUUUAUCUGCGCUAUUUGGUGUCUUUUCCAACCUUAGUGUGUUUUGUGUUAUCGCUGAGUUCCAUCGCGGUAUGUUUUCUGAUGACUUUUAAAACGCAUCAAAUGGAGGGCAGAAUACAAGAGCUGGAGAUAAAGUUGAGUGACUUCUGUCAAGAUUCAUCUGUUUCCAAAGAUCUGAGGACAUCCAUUGAAACACUUUUACAAGAGAGGUUGAAUGAAGCGAUGCCGAAAUUGCGUGUGGCCAGAGACGUGACACAAGAGUGCAACUGUCCUCCAGGUCCUCCGGGGAAACGUGGAAGGAAAGGUGACCCUGGACCUUCAGGGAAACAUGGACGAGACGGUUACCCGGGUCCACUCGGUCUGGAUGGCAAACCUGGUCCUGUUGGACCUAAAGGAAGCCAGGGGCUGCAGGGACCGAAAGGAGACAAGGGUGACCAGGGAGACACUGGACCAAGGAUGGUCUUCCCUCGGUACGAUCACGGUUACAUCUCGGCCGAUCAGCCCACUUUCCAGCGUCGUAUGCUAAAGGGUGAUCAAGGACAAGCAGGGCCACCUGGACCACCAGGCCCUCCUGGAUCACCGGGUCCAAGGGGACCACCAGGAAACACUGGGAAGGAUGGACCCCGUGGCCCACCGGGAGAUCAAGGUGCUCCUGGUCGAGAUGGAUUGGAGGGGCAAAGAGGUUUACCAGGAAAGCCAGGUGAAGUUGGUGAACAAGGUUACACAGGACCACAGGGACCCUCAGGGCCACAGGGUGAGAGGGGUGAGCCAGGCCCUCAGGGUGAAAGAGGAAUCGACGGUCUGCCGGGUUUAAAGGGAGAUAAGGGAGAUGUUGGAGAACAAGGACCCCAGGGUGAAAUGGGCCGUCCUGGUGAGAAGGGGACAUCAGCUUCUGAUGACAUGAUUGACUUCAAUGGCAAACUCUUAGAUGCUUUUCAGGUCAUUAAAACCAUCAGUGUCUCGGGGCCACCUGGCCCUCCAGGACCACCAGGACCAUCGGGAAAAGAAGGAGCAAAGGGUGAACUUGGCUUGCCUGGCCCUGCUGGGCUUGAUGGUGAAAAGGGUGAUAAGGGAGACACCGGAGAGCACGGACAAGCUGGAGAGAAAGGGGAGAAAGGAGAAAUGGGUCUUUCUGGGCCUUCUGGAGUGGAUGGACAGAAAGGAGAGAAAGGAGAUUCAAUACUAGAGGAUAAUCUGGUUCAGAUGAUUUCACAACCAGGACCACCAGGGCCUCCUGGACCAGCAGGACCUCCAGGAUACAUGGGUCAUCGUGGCAUUCCAGGCCCCAAAGGUGAUCCAGGGGAGAGUUUCAAAGGCGAAAAGGGAGAUGCUGGCGCUCCAGGAAUUCCAGGCCACCAGGGUCCUCAAGGGCCUCAAGGGGCAACAGGAUUAGUUGGCCUGCCUGGCACCAAGGGCGAAAAGGGAAAACAAGGGGAACCUGGAUUAGAUGGUUUUCCUGGCAUUAAAGGAGACAGGGGCGAGCGUGGGGCGAUAGGAGAAAAGGGGGAUCGUGGUUCUGUUGGAAAGAGGGGUCUCAAAGGAAGAAAAGGCGAACAGGGACCCCCGGGACUGGAUCAGCCCUGCCCUGUGGGCUCUGAUGGAUGUAAAAAAGAGCCAGUGGAAACAGGGCAGCUGGUCGCAGAAGCCCCCUGCCCACUGGGUCCAGAUGGACUUCCAAUACCAGGCUGUUGGCACAAGGAACAGAUGCUUCAGAAACUCAAGAGGAAGCGUCUUUCUCAGCCGUGAUCUUCCUUUAUAAGUCCAGAGGAGUUUAAGUGACUUAUGGGUCAGAAUCUCAAUAAUAUCAGUUCAUCUUGACUGUCCUCAAUGUGCAGGUCAAACAAGGUUGCAAAACGCUUUCAUAUGAAGCUCAAUAUUUUUGUUGAAGGAAUCUAAUUGAGUUGUCGGAGAUCUUGCAAGAUUGGGAUUUGCCUCAUGGAUGGAGUUGCUUUGCAGUGAUGAAGGAGUUUGUGGCAUUGAAAUGAUGCAGAGCAGCUUAUUAUUGUGAGAAUAUUAUUGAACAGUAAUUUAUUUUGUGUUACUGUUAUGCUUGGUUUAUUUCAUAUAAGCAAGAACAAAGAAAGUAUCAGGUAAUGAGUCCUAAAGGCCAAGUUUUGGAUAGCAAUCAUUCAUAAAGUUAAAGGAAACACUACUAUGGUUUUAAAACAGUGCAGCAUUGAAAGAGUGUGUUAUAGUGUCCUUUAAUCCUGCAUUUUAUAUAGAUUUUGUAUGCAGACAUUUGUGUUGUGAUUAUACUCUGUAUGAUAAAUGUUAACUGCGACUACCUGCUUUUUAUUUCCCGUCACAAUUUUUGAUACAUAUUCCAUGUGUUUGUUCAUAGUAAUUUAUGGUUUUAUUGUUGCUUUUUGAAGAUGACGAAAGAUGAAGGCAUUUUUUGGGCCUUUUUUUAUUAAUUCGACAACCUUUUAUUCAUAGCAUGAAAGCGAAGAAAACAUUUGAGAUGCUCUUUUAAUCUCAUUUCAUUUGCUUGGCUACCCGAGAUUUAACACCGAGAAGGACGUCUAGAUAAGAUGUUUCUCUUGAAGUUUUAGCAUGUUUAGCAUACGUUUCCAUUAUGGUGGCAUGUCCUAUUUCAGGGAUACAUAAGCUCUUCACAAAUAUUUAUUGUUAAUCGUCAAUAAUCUGACAUCCGUUUAUAUAAAGGUUUAUACUACACAUUAUACGUUAGGAUUUAUGGCAUUAUUUGGCAGACAAAAUGUUUGAUGGUAAAGUGAAUGAACUAAAAUAUUGAAAUAUUGUCUUGAUUGACCAGUAACAUUAUUGAGAUGUUUUAGAAACCAAACCGAAAGUGUGGGAGGAAAUUUCCAGAAUGUGUUAUUGUUGAACUAGUUUUCCUUUCUUUACUGUGUUUAUUCAACACAAGAAUGUUUUCUUUUUAAAGAUUUUGAAAUAUUUUGCUGCUGAACGGUGUGUUUAAUAGUUUGUAUGGUAUAAGAAACCACAUCCUUAUCAUGAUAGUCAAUAUAUAUAUAUAUUUUUUUUUGAGAUGUGUUUUAUAAAACAGAAAUUAAAGUUUGUCUACAUA
Molecule: messenger RNA, 3202 nt
Organism: Paramisgurnus dabryanus
Lineage: Eukaryota; Metazoa; Chordata; Actinopteri; Cypriniformes; Cobitidae
Source: RefSeq, a predicted model, not a curated record